CAUAUUUAUGUUAUAAGAAUUCUCCUGAUAAUCACGUUCAAUGUAUUUCUUUACAGUUACGCCAAUGUUAACCGUUAUUUAGCUAAACGCCUACAGUCGGUGCGAGUUAUUUAUCGACAGCCUCGCUAUAUCAGUGCUGUUUACUGUAAAGCACACGCGCUUCCAGCGGGUGCGUUCUCGCGCACAGAAUUCCUAGCUCGGGCUGCCGUUGAGCGCGCGCUCGAGAGACGCGGGAACGGCGCUGCCUGGUGGACGGAUUAGACCAGGAUCGUGAACUCCAGUGCCGCUGUUGUCUGUUUAUGAAGCCGAAUCCUCGUGACACUUAUAUGAAUAAGUGUGAACCUGAAUUCCGAUGUCCCCGCCUGGACGUACGAGUAAUAAAUUGCCUUGAUACAAAGCGGAUUUAGUUUAUGACAGAUGAAUUUUGGAGACGCUACCAUCAGACCUCCUGUAGGGAGGAGAAUGAAGGCCAAGGCCCCACCUCCACCUCAACCCCCUCAGCCUGCCCCCCGCAGGAUCUUCCGUAAUGCUGUUCCUGAUGGAGGAGGAUCUUCAGUGGGAGACAGCAAGGAAAACAUGCUUCGACCCUCUGUGGACCUCCAUAUCAGUCUGCCUUCAGGGUAUCAGACCACCGUCAAUGUGGAUGGCAGAAAAGCUCUGAUGGAUUUGUUGGUGGAUCUGUGCAGUCAGUAUCAUCUGAAUCCAACAUAUCAUACCCUGGAGCUGCUGUCACCCGAUGCUCAACCUGUCAUUUUUAAGCCCAACGCCCUGCUGGGCGCCUGGACGUCUCCUGCGCCUGAUCAAAGAACGAGUGCUGGAGGACAAGGUGAUCCGAAACCUCCACCCAAGAUGCCAGAGCCUGGCUGGCUGGCCCCUCUCUUGCUCCUCUCCCACGUGUCCGACCUCCGGGCAAAAAAAACUGUGCGUUUGGUGGUAAACUAUCACCGCAGUCAGAAAGCAGUUGUUCGUGUAAAUCCACUGGUCCCACUGCAUACCCUGGUGCCUGUGAUUUGUCAGAAGUGCGAGUUUGACUCGGCCCAUGUCUUGCUGUUCAAAGACAAUAUCAGCCAUCAACAGCUGGACCUGGACAAGUGCCUGAGCGAGCUGGGUAUCAGAGAACUCUAUGUGCUGGAUCAAACACUAGUUCUCCAGCCUAAAAUGGCUUCGACACCUGCCCUGAACUACUCAGCUGAAUCUCUUCACUCCAACAGUCUGAGUGGAUCAGAGAAAAAGAGCCUGCUGGGCUUCCUCAAGUUUAAUCGCAGGAAAUCAAAGACUGAAGAUCAGUCCUCUGAGGACAUGGACAGUCUUGAUGAUGAUAGUGUUGUUGACAUUGCAGACACUAACAUUAAUGCGGAUCCUUCUACUUUCAGACCUGCCAACCUGUAA
Molecule: messenger RNA, 1389 nt
Organism: Puntigrus tetrazona (Sumatra barb)
Lineage: Eukaryota; Metazoa; Chordata; Actinopteri; Cypriniformes; Cyprinidae
Product: protein cordon-bleu-like
Exons: 10
Coding region: 418-1389 (323 amino acids)
Biological process (GO): actin filament network formation; actin filament polymerization
Cellular component (GO): dendritic growth cone; axonal growth cone; ruffle
Molecular function (GO): actin monomer binding
Source: RefSeq, a predicted model, not a curated record